GUCAGUAUAACGCUUUAAAUUGGUUUCAUUUUGACAUUUUGACAGUAAAUAUGAAGGGGUGCAGUUCGCGGUGUUUAAAAUAUAUACAUCUUUUACACAAUUCAUAGUGGUGAAAGACACGAAUCCACACUUCUGUAAGGCUCUUCAUCAGCUGUGUUGUCAUGUCUGACCAGGACAUGGAUGAAAUUAUCAGGCGGGAGCUCGGCCUACUGGACCUUAAGAACAUGGGAGCUGAAGGAGGGGGUUGUAUCAACCAAGGUGUGGUGUACAAGACUGGGCAGGGCACUAAAAUCUACGUUAAAACAAACACUGCUUCUGAGGCUCGCCUGAUGUUCGAUGGAGAAUACGCCAGUCUACAGGCCAUGCAUGCUACAGGUGUUGUCAGAGUCCCUAAACCUAUGAAGGUGAUAGACAAUCCAAAGGGUGGAGCCAUGUUGGCAAUGGAGUAUUUGGACAUCAAACAUCUAUCUCGUCAUGCUGGCAGUUUAGGAGAGGCAAUGGCUAGAUUGCAUCUGUCUAACUCUGAGGCAGAGAGGAGGGUUGUGAAGGUCGAGGGAUAUGUAGGAAGGUCAGAGGAGGGCCAGUAUGUGUCUGGGUUUGGGUUUGAUGUGGUGACCUGUUGUGGAUACCUCCCCCAGGACAACACGUGGGACAAGUCAUGGCAAUCAUUUUACGCCAACAAACUAGAUUUCCAAUUAAAGAAGAUAGAGAAGGAGUACAAUGAUAAAGAAGCUAGAGAACUUUGGUCAAAACUUCAGCUACAGUUACCCAAAUUCUUUGAGGGACUUGUUAUAAAACCAGCUUUAAUGCAUGGAGACCUUUGGGGUGGAAAUGCAGGUGAAUUGGAUGAUUGUCCAGUUGUGUUUGACCCUGCUAGUUUCUAUGGACAUUCAGAAUAUGAUCUUGCCAUUGCUCAGAUGUUUGGUGGAUUCAGUGAGCGUUUUUUCAACUCCUAUUUCAAAUUAUUACCCAAACAGCCGGGUUACUCUGACCGACUAGAGCUCUACAAACUGUUCCACUAUCUGAACCACUGGAAUCACUUUGGGAGUGGUUACAGAGGAUCUAGCAUUUCCAUCAUGAAGAAGCUCGUUAAGUGAUAAAUAAUAAUAAACUAGUAACUUUUGCCUGAUGCAGUAUUCAGAUGAAAAAAGGUAUUCGGUAAUUGGUGAUUUGCAGGACUUUCAUGUAUCGAGUGAACAUCUCAAUGACUCGUGCUAUUGGCGAAAAAAAUAAUCCAAGAAUAUACACAAAAAGUACAGUGCCAGAACGAUCUCUUGAAAAAA
This is a messenger RNA of Mizuhopecten yessoensis (Yesso scallop), 1283 nucleotides long. RefSeq names its product ketosamine-3-kinase-like. The record is from RefSeq and is a predicted model, not a curated record. Bases 162 to 1097 code for a protein of 311 amino acids. Lineage: Eukaryota; Metazoa; Mollusca; Bivalvia; Pectinida; Pectinidae. The transcript is spliced from 9 exons.